AUGAAAAUUUUAAAAGAUAAAAGAAAUAUUCGCUAUGAGUAUGAAUUGGAUAAAUUAAAAAAAAAAAAAAAGGAUAAUAUUUUAAUUUUAAACAUAAUUAAUAAUAAAAUAAAUUAUAUUUGUUACAUAUUGAAAAGUGACUAUAGAAAUAUUAUCAAUGAUGUUAACUAUGAAAAUACAAACUCUUUAGAAACUUGUUUUUAUUAUUGUAAACCGUAUAUAUCCUUUUUACUUUUAUUUUAUCCUUAUAUUCAUAAUUAUGUUAAAUGUUUAAGAAAUAAUAGUUUAAGGAUUUAUAAAAAUUUUUAUAAAUACAUAUUAGAUUUACCAAACAAUUUUCAUUCUUUAAUUUUUAAACUAAGGAUAAUUGAUGAAAUAAAAUUAAAAAAUUCUUUAAAUUCAAGCAAUGAUUACGAUGAAAUAAAAAAAACAUGUGAACUCAAUACAAGUAGCAAUUACAAAAACGAUUCAGUAUCUGAUUUACUUUUAUUAAAUGCAUAUUUUCAUGAUAGUUUUACUAAAAAAAAUUUUAUAAAAAUACUAUUUUCUAGAAUUUAUGUAAAGAAACAUCACAGAAAUAUUUUUAGAGUACUAAAAAUAAUUUUAUAUUAUUUUUCUUUACCGUCAUUUUCUUUUUCAAAAAAGUUUUUUGAAUGGUAUCACAAUAAAAAAUCAAAUGAACGAAGGAACAUAAAGAUAUCAAAAAAAAAAAGUGAGAUAAAUGAAAAAAGAAAUAUAAAAAGAAAUUCUAAUUUAGAAAGUGUAAAAAAAAAGAGUAAUAGAAAAAAAAAAUAUAAAAAGCUGUAUUUUAAAAUUCCCCUAUUUAAACACGUCAUUGUACCAACUAUAUAUAUUAAUGACUACUAUAAUAACAGAAAAAAAUUAUUUAAGAGCAAAUUUGUUAAAAUAAAAAAAAAAAAGAGAGAGGAGACAGAAUCAUAUUUAUCGGAUAAUAGUGAUAAUGUAAGUAGUGAAAAGAGUUUAAGUUUCUUAAGUGAUUCAGAAGAAGAAAAUGAAGUGAACUCAUUUUUAAGAAAAGAAAUAUCUUGUUCAGAAAAUGAAUAUCAAAAUAAAAAUUCAGAAUACAGAAAUCUAAGCUAUGAUGAGUAUAAUAAAGAUACAAAAAUAAGUGAAGUAAAGAUUCAGGAGGAUAAUAUACUUGAGUUAAGUUCAAAUAUAAGUAUAGGAAAAGAAAAUAAUGAAAAUGAUACUCAAAAAAUUUUUAAAAAUUACAUUGAUGAUUGUAAUAAUAGUACUUUUUUAUACAAACACAUAAAUGAAAACUUCACUGAUUUCAUUAAAGAAUGUAAAAAUAAAAAUAAAUCGAUAAAAAAUAUAGAAAAAAUAUAUGGCAAUUACGUGGUAAAAGAAAUACAAAAUUUUUUUAUAAAUGAAAAAAAGAAAAGUUAUAGGAAAAAGAUUUAUUCACAUGAUACGUGGAAAAAAUUAAUAAAUUUUAAUGAUGUGGACUAUAACAAAAAUACAUUAAUACAUAAAGCAUGUUUAGUUGCUAAUAUUAAUAUUAUUUUCCUUCUUUUGAAUUUAAAUGUGAAAUUAAUAAUUUAUAAUGAUAAAUUAGAGCUGCCAUUACAUUGUACCCUGUAUAAUUGUGACAAAUAUAUUUUCUUAUUGCUUUUACACAACACAAUAGAAUAUUUAUUUUUUUUUUAUUUAAACGAAUAUAAUAAUAAAAAAAAGUAUAUAAUCAAUGGAAAAGUAACUGAUAAUAAUAUUCUUAAUAAUGAUAAUAGAUGUGAAAAUGCUCAAAAAAAAGGAUGCUUUAGAAUGAAAGAAAAAGAAAAAGAAGAUAAUUAUUUUGAUAACGAAUUUGAUAAAAAAAAUGUUCAUGUUAUUAGAAAAUUGGAGAAAAAUAAUAAGAACAAUAUAAAUAACAGUACAAAAUUAAGUAAUAAAAUAAGGAAAAAAAAAUAUAAUAAAUAUAUCAAAAAUGGUUUUUUUUAUAAUAAAAAUAUAAAUAGUAAGUUUUUAUUCAGUGUUGUUAAAUUAUAUAUAAGUGUAAUUAUAAAAAUUAUUGAACUUGGAAAUUUUGAAUUUUUAAAAAUUCUUUUUAAUUAUAAUAAAUAUAUUUUUUGUUACAUAUUACAAAAAACGGAAAUAUUUUACUUUUUAUGUUUAUUUGCACAUAUGUAUAAUUGUGUUAACACAUUUCUUAAAUUUUGUGAUAAUAUUUUGAGCUUUAACUUGUUUAGUCAAAAUAAAAAAAAAAAUAAAAAAAGGAAAAAUGAGGAAAUACAAUUUUUAGAAUAUAAAAAUUUUGUUUCAAAGAAAAAUAAAAAAAAUUCUGAAAUAUCUAGUAGUUCUUUUUUAAUAAAUAGUUAUAAAAAAAGAGGAAGAUUUCCGGAUGAAAAUUCUUCGUAUAAUAAAGAUAUGAAUGAAGAAAAUAUCAAUGACCGAAUUACUAAUAUCAAACAAGAGGAAGAAGAUAUUCCAAAUCCAGUAGACAAAGAUUAUAUUAUAAAAGAAAAAAAUUGUCAUAUAGAAGAGAAACUUUUAAAUAAGUACAAGAAAACAAAGAGAACAGGCUAUAUAAAUAAUUACGUCAUAAAAAAAAAAAUAAACAAAAAAAGUAGAAUAGAAAUAUUUUAUUCAAAUGAAUGUGCUAAGCAUAUUUUUGUUCCUGAACCAACUGAUUAUCCAUAUUUAAGAAAGAAGGUUAAAAGUAACAUCCCUGAAAAUUCUAGUAGAUUAGAUGUACUGAUUUCUAAUAAGCAUGGAAUAUUGAAAUUGAACACUUUUGUUGAUUUUAAAUUAAGAAGAGUUCAGAGAAAGGCGACAGUAACUGAUAUUUUAAGAGUGCAUGAUAUUUCUUAUUUGAAAAGUCUUUUAUAUAAAAUGAAAAAAUAUAAUUUAACUGAUGAUGUAAAUGAAAAUUUCUUAGAAGAAACCGAAAAUAAAAAAAAAAAAAAUUACCUAAUAAACUCAGAUGACCUGAGUGAAGUUAAUAAUAUUAGUUAUGAGAAUUUUAAUAAAUUGGAAAAUCACAUAGAUUCUUAUGAAGCUACUAAGGAAAACACAAAUUCGAUUGAGGUAUUAAAAAGUAACCAUGGAGAUGAUAAGAAAAAAUUCACUGAACAUGAUGAAGUUGACCAAAGAGAAACGAGCACUGGACCAUUUUAUGAUAAAACGGAUUAUGAAAAAAAUAUUAUUGAAAAUGUUUGUGAAAAACAUAAUGAUAUACCAGUAAUUGAAGAAAAGAAGUAUGUUAUAGAAAAAUCUGAUGAAAAUGAAAUGGAAAAAAAAGUUCUGGUUUGUACCAAUAUAAUCACAAAGGAAGUUCAAAUAAAAAAUAAAAAAUGUACUAAGGAGAAGAUAGACAAAUUAAUAUUGUUGGAUAAUGAUACAUUUAUUAAUAAACAUUCAUUCAAUUGUGCUUUAAAUGCUAGUGGAGUAGUUUUAAAUGCAGUUGAUUAUAUAUAUUCAAAAAAAAAUAAAAAUAAAAAAGUUUUUUGUGUAGUAAGGCCUCCAGGCCAUCAUUUAGGGACAUUUGGUGCAGCUCAAUUUAAUUUAACUGAUGAAGAUAGAGCAGCAGGAAGCCAAGGCUUUUGUCUUUUAAAUAAUAUAGCUAUAGGAAUUUCAUACGCCAAAUAUAAAUAUGAGAAAUUUGAAAGAAUUGCUAUUAUAGACUUUGAUAUUCAUCAUGGUAAUGGUACUGAACAAAUCAUUAGAAAUUUGGGAUUAAAAAAAAUAAAAGUUAAUAAUUAUAUUGACAUAUAUAGUUGGAAAGGAUGGAAAGAUAAAAAUGAUAAAAAGAAUAUAUUUUUUAGUUCAAUUCAUGCAUUUGAUGGAUAUUUUUAUCCAGGCACUGGUUUUGAUACAAUAGAACUUGAACCAUAUAUAAUUAAUGUUACCUUAAAAAAAAAUAUGAAGGCAAAAGAUUUUCUAUCAUUAUUUCAAAAUAAUAUUUUAAUACAUUUAUUUCACUUUAAACCAAAUUUACUUUUUUUGUCAGCUGGAUUUGAUGGUCAUAAAUUAGAUUAUGUAAACAAUGGUUUUGUCAAAAAUAAUACUUCCACUUAUUUUUAUUUAACUAACCUAAUUUUAUCAUUACAGAAUAAACUGAAUUUUCCAAUUAUAAGUGUUUUAGAGGGUGGAUAUAAUACAUCCAAUGAUAUGGGAUCUGUUUUUAGUUUAUCUGUUUUAGAGCAUUUAUUAUCCUUUUACUAUAAUGAUACCUCUUUUUUAUCAGUAAAAAAAAAUAAUAAAAAAAAGUCUUCUUAUUUAAACGAUGUUGAAAAAAAAGAAAAAUGGAAUAAGAUAAAUAAUAUAAAAGAAAAAAAAAAUAAUUAUUUUAAUAAAAUUACUAAUAUCAAUUCUUCAAAUGGAACAGAAUGUAAAGGGAAUAUAAAAAAAAAUAAUAACAUAAAAAAUAAAAAAAAAGUAGGAACACUUAGAUUUCCAUAUGUUUCUUUAGGAAGAAAUAAAAUAGAAGAAAUGUUUAAAAAUUAUUUUAGUGCUUUUAAAGAAAAAACAAAAGAAACAGAAAAUUUAAAUUUAACAAAGCAUUUAGAAGAUUAUGAAAAUUUUUUAAAACAAUAUGACAGAAAACAAAUUGAGAUUAAAAAUAAAGUUAAUAAUUUUUUGAUAAAACACAAACUUCUUUUGGAAAACCUUUUAAAAAAAAAAAAGGAUUUUUCUAAAAUUAAGGAUAUAAAAUUGCCAUAUGAUUCUUAUUUUUAUGAAGUAUUAAAUCAUUUUAAGAUAAAACUAGGAAAAAAGAAAAAAAACAAAAAUAAUUUCUUAUCUAAAAACGUAAAUCAGUAUUUUUCGGCUUUAAAUAAUCCUUCAGAUUUAGAUCAUUUGAAACUUACAUAUACUCAAACGUAUCCCGAAGCAAGUUUUCAAUUUAGUAACUUAUGGAAAAUGAAUAGAAAUUAG
This is a messenger RNA of Plasmodium relictum, 4896 nucleotides long. RefSeq names its product histone deacetylase, putative (gene HDA1). The record is from RefSeq and is a predicted model, not a curated record. Bases 1 to 4896 code for a protein of 1631 amino acids. Lineage: Eukaryota; Apicomplexa; Aconoidasida; Haemosporida; Plasmodiidae. The transcript is spliced from 2 exons.